Messenger RNA from Xylona heveae TC161, 1439 nucleotides. RefSeq lists its product as hypothetical. The coding region runs from base 96 to 1133 and encodes 345 amino acids. NCBI's taxonomy places the organism in Eukaryota, Fungi, Ascomycota, Xylonomycetes, Xylonales, Xylonaceae. The transcript has 3 exons. The record is from RefSeq and is a predicted model, not a curated record. Gene Ontology annotation, cellular component: mitochondrion. Gene Ontology annotation, biological process: mitochondrial respiratory chain complex III assembly.
AAGGUAGGUACUCACCACGACCAUUUCUUGUCAACCUCAACUCUCACCAAUUUUCACAGCCAUUGCUAUCCUGCGAAUACUCAAUUCCCAUCGCAAUGGCUUCACAAAAGCCCUGCGCAGCGUGUCUGCGUUUAUUGAGAAGAAAUAACGUCGCUCCACGAACUCUUCAGUCUCCCUCCAUUUCCUCCUCACGCGCAGCCUCGUCUCUCCGCGCCUUCUCGACAACAUUAUCAAACCGCAAUGCUGGCUCUUCAAGCUCGACUUCGACCUCGAGCUCCAACUCCAGCUCAGCAGACUCAUCCCCCGUCAAGCCGCUGCCGAAAAGCGCAUACAGCAGCGCCGGCACCACGACACGACUUGCGCAAGAAGUGCGCCGCCGCGCCGGCGGCACGACAGAAACCUACGUCGCAUACGGUGCGACAAAGGCACUAUUCACAGAAUGCGCGCGCCACGCAGACUACAACAUCCCACAAUUAAAGGGCAAGACGUAUCGAACUGAAGACGUGCCCAAGACCGCCGCGGGCGAAGAUCUGGGCGUUGGCACCGGAUGGUGGUACGAAUCCCUCGGUCUGCAACCUACAUUCAACACCUGGGCCCAAAUCACUUUCCUCAACAUGUACCUCUUCACCGUGCGGUUCCGGUGUUUCCACCCUUCGCACGCCCAAGCGUGGCACCAGCACUUACUCGACCACUUCUUCUACGCCGCCGAGGACCGCAUGGCCGACCAGCACGGGCUCUACUCGCGCGGCAUUCGGAACAAGUACCUCAAGGACCUUUUCGUGCAAUGGCGUGGCGCCGUCGCAGGCUACGACGAAGGGCUGGUCAAAGGCGACGCGGUCGUCGCCACGGCGAUCUGGCGUAACAUUUUCAAGGCCGACCCGGAAGUCGACUGGACCCGCGUCGCCCAGGUCGUGUCGUACCUGCGCCGCGUACUCAAGGGUCUAGAUGGCCUUCCCGACGACAUGGUGGUCAGUGGCAAAGUCAGGUUUACGAAUCCUGGAAAAGAGGAUGUUGUGGUCGCAAAGGAGAGCGCGGGCAUCAAGGCCCCGUUUACGAGGGAAGAUGACGAGGCUGCGAAAGUGACGAUUGAGGAAAUGGCCAAGCAGAAGGAGGAGGAAAAACGGAAGCGGUGAUUAGAGAUACAGGGGGUUGUCUGAAGAGAAAAGGCACGGCCGGAGAGGGUGAAAGUUGUGACGCGAAAGGGGGAUGGAAUGAUGGCGAAAAGCCGCGGCAGAGUGGGGUGAGGAGAAAAAGGGGAAGGACUGGCAGAGUGCAUCAUGUUGAUGUUUCGAGAUAAUUUGUUGAACAAAGGACAAAGCCCAGGCUCAUAAUCCUGUAAUUAAGUAUUUCCUUGCACGUAUUUUUCUAUUUUACCUACCCGUAUCUGUAUAUUAGUACUGUCUUGUACAGUAUAUUACAAAGUAGUACCCAGCCCAGUC